CCCUUCCUCUGCAAAUCCUACCACCAGACCUGAUAAUACAUGUGCUCUCCUCGGCGCCCUCCACUGUCCUCUCUCACCACCACCAGCCGCCGCCCCUCGACCGAAUGAGAUCUGAAUCUAGCAUGAAAGUAGAAACCAUGAAGGCAAGAACAUCCCAGCCAUCAGCCACCGUUGCCUUCUCCAAUUCCUUCCUUCUGGGAUUUGUCUUGGUAUUCUUCUCCGCCAUUGGUUUCUGCACACAUUCUUCUGCACAUUAUUCAACUCUUCAGGCAGGAACGUCUGAUUCAAACUAUGAUGGUGGUGGCUCUAAUAUUAGUGCCUUUUCUAGAUUCAACAAGUAUAUUAUGCAGUCUUACUACGAAAAAUAUGAAACCUUAUUCGAUUCAGAUUUCGAAGAUUUUGUAGCACAAGAGCUUCCUUUUGGUUUGUGUGAGGUGCUGCCACAUGAUCUGAGUUUUGUUGUUAGACCCUCAAUCUUGCACCGCAAUUUGAUAGGCAGAGGUUCGCAUCGUCAUCUCACCUCAUCCAUUAGAGUUAACAUCAAACGAGAGCCCAUACAUGAGCUACCAACUCACCAUUGUGAGCUCAUAAUCAUUGAGAGACUGCCAUCUGGGGUAUUUGCGGAUCCAUUUGAGCUUCAACAUCUCCUUCAGCGUGGCGCAUAUAGCGCUAUAGCUGUGUUUGGAGAUGCGAAUUUGGAACUGCCUUCAUUUCUUUCCAAUCGUACUGCUGUUGAGGUUCACAUGGAUAUUGGUCAUAAUUUCUUGCUGAGGCACGACAAAGAGUCUAACAUCAACAUAGAGCUUCCAUUGCAUGCACGAUAUCCACCUCUAGAUGAAAGCGGCUACUGGGAAGUCAAAUUUGGUAUGCCGGAUUUGUUCAUGCGUUGUAGCAUGGAGGGAACUUCACAAAAUCAAAGCUGUUUGUAUAAGAUGCCAGAGAUCAAUGGUUCUGAAUUAGGAUACGCUAAACUUGUCUGGAAAAUCCCUUCUGGGAUGAAGGCGCAUGCUGGAAUCGUAUCCACUCUCACGUUCGUUGCAGCCUUAAUUUCGGCUAUUGCAAUUGCUGCUACAUCCAUUUUUCAUUCAGGCGUUGCUUCCGGCAAACAUUUGAAAGAAUCUUAAUUCAUUAAACAUGUAUGUUGCUUUACCGUCAUUUAGCAUUCAUUUAUAUGAAUUGGCUUUCAUAA
This is a messenger RNA of Pyrus x bretschneideri (Chinese white pear), 1189 nucleotides long. RefSeq names its product phosphatidylinositol-glycan biosynthesis class X protein. The record is from RefSeq and is a predicted model, not a curated record. Gene Ontology annotation, biological process: GPI anchor biosynthetic process. Lineage: Eukaryota; Viridiplantae; Streptophyta; Magnoliopsida; Rosales; Rosaceae. Gene Ontology annotation, cellular component: endoplasmic reticulum membrane. The coding region runs from base 105 to 1124 and encodes 339 amino acids. The transcript has 4 exons.